Molecule: messenger RNA, 1271 nt
Organism: Sebastes umbrosus (honeycomb rockfish)
Lineage: Eukaryota; Metazoa; Chordata; Actinopteri; Perciformes; Sebastidae
Product: metaxin-1-like
Exons: 8
Coding region: 62-1042 (326 amino acids)
Biological process (GO): mitochondrion organization
Cellular component (GO): SAM complex
Source: RefSeq, a predicted model, not a curated record
UCUGGUGGUAAACGGGUCGAGCUCCACUUCCGGUGUGAAAGGUCAUCAGUUCCGGUUGAAGAUGGCGGCGCCCGACGAGUUGUUUUGCUGGGAAGGAGACUGGGGUCUACCGUCCGUCAGCACCGACUGUCUGGUGGUUCUGGCCUACGCUCAGUUUGCAGGAGCUCCUCUUAAACUCAGAAAGAUGUCCAACCCCUGGAGGAGUCCCAGCGGAUCACUUCCUACUCUGAGGACCAAUCAGAAAGAGAGUCUGUCCAGAACCUCUGAGAUCAUCAUCCACCUCAGAAAACAGAAAUACAACGCAGACUAUGAUCUAUCGGCCAAGGAGGGAGCCGACAGCCUGGCCUUCAUUUCUCUGCUGGAGGAGAAACUCAAACCUGCUCUGAUCUACACGUUCUGGGUUGAGCCGAAGAACUACGUGGACGUGACUCGCCGCUGGUACGCGGAGCACAUGCCGUUCCCUCUGAACUUCUUCCUGCCCGGCCGGAUGCAGCGCUGUCAGCUGGAAAAACUGCGACUGCUGCGAGGAGACGAGAGCCUGGAGUCUGGAGAGGAACUGGAGAAGGAGUUGUACCGUGAUGCUGCAGAGUGUAUGAACCUGCUGUCCCAGCGACUCGGCUCACACAAGUUCUUCUUCGGGGACUCGCCUUCGUCUCUGGACGCCUACGUGUUCGGUCACUUGGCGCCCGUCCUGAAGUCCAAACUGCCCAACGGGAAACUUCAGCAGCACCUGAAGUCUCUGGACAACCUCAGCAACUUCUGCAGCAACAUCCUGCUGCUCUACUUCCCCCGAGACGGCCGAGAGAGCUCCAGUCAGAAGACGUCCUCUCCGCCGCAGCCUGAAGGCGGUGACUUUGAUCACGUCCCCAACAAGCGCCGGAAGCAGCUGCUGUCGGCGCUGGUGGCUUUGGGCGCCAUGCUUGGCUAUGCCCUGCUGACCGGCAUAGUGUCCAUCCAACACAUCCAGCAGGAGGCGCUGGAGGAGCCGCCGGACCUGCAGACCAUCGGAUCCCACGGCGAGGACGAGGACGAAGACGGCUGAGGACAGAGGCAUCAUGGGACUUUAUGGACAGAAGUAAAGAUGUUAAAAGGAAAUAAUUAGUUGUGUCUCACUCUGACGAGUUUUUACUCUCACCGAAGAAAAGUGUCGGUAUUAUUAAAACUAAUAAUCAUCAGCAGCUCGUCCAGGAGCCUCUCGGUGGACAGGAAGUGGACGUUGGUGCUGGUUUAUGUACAGAAAUUAAUUAAAAGAUGCUUCUCCGGAUAUUCUU